Octodon degus (degu) is the source of this 3570-nucleotide messenger RNA. RefSeq names its product general transcription factor II-I repeat domain-containing protein 2B. The transcript has 15 exons. Bases 541 to 3369 code for a protein of 942 amino acids. Gene Ontology annotation, cellular component: nucleus. Lineage: Eukaryota; Metazoa; Chordata; Mammalia; Rodentia; Octodontidae. The record is from RefSeq and is a predicted model, not a curated record.
GGUGAUGGGGACAGCUCCGGGCCAGCGGGGGAUAGCAAGGGUCAGAAGGCACGGCUGGCGUCUGUAACGUGACGGCUCUAAGGGGGACUUGCAGCUGUGACCCAAGCGUGGCAGAGCCGCAAGCUGCCACAGUGCAGCCACGGGCAGGAACCGCACGCACAUCGCGGCGGGGCAGGGUGAGACGGAGAGGAGACGCGUGCGGGCUGCCGGCCAGAAGCUGACAACGGCAGACGAUCAGGGCGCCGACCCCCGCGGGCGGGCUGCGAGCUCCGAGCUGAGGCGCGCGGCCGAGCGGGGCCCGAGCACCGGAAACGGCGCCUCCCGCUUGGGGCGCUGCGCGCACGCGGGUGCAAGCGCUUUGCAGGAAGCAAACAAAAAAAAAGAAAAAAGAAAGAAUAAAGGGCAAGAGAGAAAAAGGAGGGCUGGUGAGCAGCGGGGGCCGCGCUCGCCUCGUGCACGUCCCGGCCCGGACCUCGGUCCCGGCUGCAGUCCGCCCGGUGGCCCAGGCCUCGGACCCGCGCCCCGCCGCCCUCAGGGAUCAUGGCCCAAGUGGCGCUGCCCGCACUGCCCAGGGAAGACACGGAGUCCUCGGAGCGCAAGAUGGUGGUCACCUUCCUCAUGUCCGCGCUGGAAUCCAUGUGUAAAGAACUGGCCAAGUCCAAGGCCGAGGUGGCCUGCAUCGCCGUGUAUGAGGCAGAAGUGUUUGUGGUGGGCACCGAGCGAGGCCGCACCUUUGUGGACGCCCGAGCGGAUCUGCAGAAAGAUUUUGCAAACUACUGUGCUGCAGAAGAGCUGGGUGAGGAGAAGCCUCUGCUCCCUGCCGGCGGGAUGCAGGUCGGCUCGGGGGAGGUGGAGACCCUCAGAAAGGCAGUAGAAGACUGCUUCGGCCUGUGCUACGGUAAAGCACUAGGCACCACCACCAUGGUGCCCGUCCCCUAUGAGCAGAUGCUGCGGGACCCAGCGGCCGUGGUGGUGCGGGGACUUCCAGCGGGGGCGCCCUUGCAGCGGCCUGAGAACUACGAUCUCCCCACGCUCCAGUGGGUCCUGGAGCACAGAGCAGGGAUUUCCUUCGUCAUAAACAGGCCGUUCCUGGGUGCUGAGAGCCAGCUGGGUGGCCGUGAGACAGGGACAGAUGCCAGGAGGUCCAUGCUAUCACCAAAGGAAAGCUCUGUCCCCGUCAGUGUGAAAAUGGAACCCCUGGAGGACCCCGGUAGGUGUCCUGUGCCCCUGGAGUAUCUGUCUCCUUUGUCAUUUAUUGUCUUUUCCUUUCCAGGCAGCCACCCUUCUUCCACAAGGGAGGACCAUGCAAGAGAGCCGGACUCACCAAUGGAAGAGUCCACUCAGCUGGCCUCCUCAGAAACCAACGAGGAUCCCGAAGGGGACAUGAAAAUUGAAGGAAACACAGAUUCAUCCGUCCUCACCACUUCUGCCUCAGGUGUGGAAGAGCUUAACAUCGUGCAGGUCACAGUUCCAGAUAAUGAGAAGGAAAGAUUAUCAAGCAUUGAAAAGAUUAAACAGCUACGAGAACAAGUUAAUGACCUCUUUAGUCGAAAAUUUGGGGAGGCAAUAGGUGUAGACUUCCCCGUGAAGGUGCCCUACAGGAAAAUCACCUUCAACCCCGGCUGUGUGGUCAUCGACGGGAUGCCCCCCGGUGUGGUGUUCAAGGCACCUGGCUACCUGGAGAUCAGCUCCAUGCGGAGGAUUCUGGAUGCUGCAGAGUUUAUCAAGUUCACUGUCAUCAGGCCACUCCCCGGGCUAGAGCUCAGUAACGUAGGCAAACGCAAGAUCGACCAAGAGGGCCGCGUGUUCCAAGAGAAGUGGGAGCGUGCAUACUUCUUCGUGGAGGUGCAGAACAUCCCCACGUGUCUCAUAUGCAAGCAGAGCAUGUCAGUGUCCAAGGAGUACAACCUGCGGCGCCACUACCAGACCAACCACAGCAAGCACUACGACCGCUACACGGAGCAGGCACGAGACGCCAAGCUGGAGGAGCUCAAGAACGGGCUCCACAAGUAUCUCAUGGGCUCCUCGGACAUCCUGUGUUCAGAGCCCAAACUCCCCAACAUCAGUCCACCGGAGAACAUUGUGGUGCAGCCCAUGGAAGACGUGACAGGGAACCCAUGGGAGAAGCUACGUGAGAAGAUCAAGCUGUUUGUGGCCUACUCGCUCGCCAUCGACGAGAUCACAGACAUAAACAACACCACGCAGCUGGCCAUCUUCAUCCGGGGCGUCGAUGAGAACUUUGAUGUGUCUGAAGAGCUCCUGGACACGGUACCCAUGACGGGCACAAAAUCCGCCAACGAGAUCUUUUCGCGCGUGGAGAAGAGUCUCAAGAAGUUCAAUAUGGAUUGGUCCAAGCUGGUGAGCGUGGCGUCCACUGGCACCCCAGCCAUGGUCGAUGCCAGUCAUGGGUUGGUCCCGAAGCUCAAGGCCAAGGUGGCCAUGCUCUGCAAGGGCUCCGACCUGAAGUCGAUCUGCUGCAUCAUCCACCCCGAGUCCCUGUGUGCUCAGAGGCUGAAGAUGGACCACGUCAUGGAUGUGGUGGUGAGCUCUGUGAACUGGGUCUGCUCCCGGGGCCUGAACCACAGUGAAUUCACCACGCUGCUCUACGAGCUCGACAGCCAGUACGGCAGCCUGCUGUACCACACCGGCAUCAAGUGGCUCAGCCGUGGGCUAGUGCUGAAGAGGUUCUUCGAGUCCUUGGAGGAAAUCGACAACUUCCUGUCUUCCCGGGGGAAACCUGUGCCUCAGCUGAGUUCCCGGGACUGGAUCAGGGACUUGGCCUUCCUGGUGGAUGUGACCACCCACCUCAACACGCUGAACGUCUCCCUGCAAGGACACUCCCAGAUGGUGACACAGAUGUAUGACCUGAUCCGGGCGUUCGUGGCCAAGCUGUGCCUCUGGGAAACGCACUUGGCCAGGAAUAACCUAGCACACUUCCCCACUCUGAAAUUGGUUUCCAGGGAUGAAAGUGACGGGCUCAACUACAUCCCCAGGAUCGCGGAGCUGAAGAGCGAGUUCCAGAAGCGGCUGUCUGACUUCAAGCUCUACGAGGCUGAGCUCACGUUGUUCAGCUCCCCGUUCGCCACCAAGAUCGACAGUGUGCGGGAGGAGCUGCAGAUGGAGGUGAUUGACCUGCAGUGCAACACGGCGCUGAGGGCCAAGUACGACAAGGUGGGCAUCCCUGAGUUCUACAAGUACCUGUGGAACAGCUAUCCCAGGUACCGGAGCCACUGCGCCAGGAUCCUGUCCAUGUUCGGCAGCACCUACAUCUGUGAGCAGCUCUUCUCCAUCAUGAAGCUCAGCCAAACCAAGGACGGCUCCCAGCUGCAGGACACACAGUGGGACUCCACGCUGCACGGCGCCACAUAGGAAGGAGGUGGCCACCGCACCCAGCCCUGGAGUCCGCUGGCCCAGGGAUGGCCCAGUGAGGGCGAUGGAGUGAUUAGGACACAUAUGGGGGGGGGUGAUCCACCUUCCCACUUCGAAUCAGAAGUCUAGUUUGCAAGAUGGUACCUAUUGGUGUGGUAUUUUAUGCUUCACUGUAGCUCAGUAAAACUCAAGAAAGCUGGA